AUGAACCGCAAAAACGACGCUGUGCACGUGGAGAAGAAGGAGCAGGAUGACUACAGCUCGCAGCCCGUAGACGAAAGCCUCCCGACCACCCCGUUGGUCGUCUUCUUUGCCCUCUUCAUCGCCCUCGGCGGUUGGCUGUUGAAUUUCGACCUCACCUACUCUGGCACGGUGCUACAAAUGAGUACGUUCCGAUCCUCAUUUGGCACAUGCAUCCAAGAGCAUGGCGAAAGCAGUCUGGUCUGCAGCAUUACGGCCCUACAACAGAGUCUCACAAACAUCUCAUCCCUCUUCAUUGGACUUGGCGCUGCCCUUUCUGGACUCCUCGGGUCGUGGCUUGGCCGUCGAACGUGUAUUCAACUCGGUUGUCUGAUCCAGGCCGUUGGUGCUGCAGGAUCGAUGGGCACGGCGGGUAACUACGUCGCUUAUGUUGCGUGCAAGUGCAUUACAGGCGUCGGGCUGGGGUUGCUUUAUGCGUCGACACUUCCGUACGGCAUCGAAUUCAUGCCACCGCGGAGACGUGGAGCCAUGAUCGCUCUAUUCAAUAUCGGCUUGUCGUUGGGUUCCAACUGUAUCGGGGUCAUUUGUCUGGGAUCGUCGUCGCUGAAGAGCAACUGGGCUUGGAAGAUUCCCAUCAUUUGCGAGAUACCUGUCGCGGCAGUAUAUGGGACGUUUAUCAUGCUAUAUCCAGAAUCCCCACGUUGGUUAGUCCUUCAUGGGCGCGACGAGGCCGCCGUGGAGGCAUUCUUGAGCAUGUACAAAGGCCACAUGACGCGAGGUAAAGCCGAGGCCAUUGUGGCAAGUGUCAAGCAGAAUAUCGAAAGCUACCUCGACAUGGCGAGCUCGACGACAUGGACCGAGAUUUUCCGGCGACAUUACUUUCCAAGGAUGCUCACGGCCGCUUUGGUGCUCAUUGCCAGCAUCAUCUGUGGCACCUUUUUCGUCCAUACAUACGUUGCGCUCUUCUUUGGCCAGCUCAAAGUCUCCCAGAAUCCGUUCGUGCUUAAUUGCAUCAUCGAAGCUUGCAGCUUUCCUGGGGCUUGCGCUGGGCCUUUCAUCGCUGAAGGUCUCGGUCGGCGGCGUGCACAGCUGGCUGGCUAUGCGAUGCUUGGCUCGUUGAUGCUCAUCGCUGGGAUCGUCAAUACCUGUCUUGGAUCCCAAAACACGACAGGUUUGAUUGUACUAAUCACGCUCCUCUGCCUCUGGUCCGCGAUCGCUGCCGCCUUCGUGACUUCGACGGCAUGGCUCUUAGCUUCUGAGCUCCACUCCGUUCGACUACGGACUUACGGCCAGGCCUUCGUCAUGGGUGUGUCAUUCAUCUUCCAAUUUGCCAACAAUUUCUACUUGCCGUAUAUGCUCAACCCCAGAUACGGAAACAUGGGAGUCAAUAUCACAUACUUCUUUUUCGGCAUUUCUGCAGCAGCUCUGGUCAUUGUCUUCUUUCUCGUGCCGGAGACGGGACUGUUGUCACUGAAGCAACUCGACAAUCAAUGGUCCGCCGGACAGCGAGCUUGGCAGACUUCGUUGCGGAAAAAUCGGACCAUUUCUGCAAGGGGCCAGGAGUUUGGCUUGGGGCUUGCUAAUGAGUGA
Zasmidium cellare ATCC 36951 is the source of this 1587-nucleotide messenger RNA. RefSeq lists its product as uncharacterized. Bases 1 to 1587 code for a protein of 528 amino acids. The transcript has a single exon. Gene Ontology annotation, molecular function: carbohydrate:proton symporter activity. Gene Ontology annotation, cellular component: membrane. Gene Ontology annotation, biological process: transmembrane transport; carbohydrate transport. Lineage: Eukaryota; Fungi; Ascomycota; Dothideomycetes; Mycosphaerellales; Mycosphaerellaceae. The record is from RefSeq and is a predicted model, not a curated record.